AUGCUCAGCCAAUCAGCAGCCUCAGCUGAGCUUCCUCCUCCUCUCCUGCUCAGCAGGAUGAGUAUGUUCCUACUGCUGAUGAUCCGGGUCGCUUCUGGUGCUGAUGCUGCUGUUGGGUCGUAGAGUCCAGGCCAUGCUUACAUUACAAUGAUCAUGCUUUGCAACACAGACCCAAACCCUCAUGUCUCUGGGGGCAGAAAUACACAGAACACGGUGACAACAGAGAGAGAUGUUUCGUACUGCUGAUAAGAAGACACAAGAGCAAAGGCCCAUCUGGACCUUGACAGACCCACAGGAAUCUCAGAAAUGGCGAAGAGAGAUUACCUGGUGGAAGCUGCCAAGCAGAUCCGAAUGGCUUUGGACAGCGAGGUCAACGAAGACUACGAGGCGGCCUUCAGUUACUACAAGAACGGAGUGGACUUACUGCUGAAUGGAGUUCAGUUGGACCCCAACAAAGAUAGGAGGGAAGCUGUGAAGAGGAAGACAACCCAGUAUCUGAAACGAGCUGAAGAAAUCUUUAUAACCCAUCUGCAGGAUAACCUAGGAAAAGGAGGGACUCAUUUAGGGGGCUACAGCAGUCUGAGAUUUCGCCCGAUCCGACACCUGAGUUCUCCCGUAGAGGAUCUGGAAAUGUGUAAAGUGGUGGGAGUCAGCGAUAAGGUCCUGAUUGUGCAAAGCAUGGUCAACAAAGAGACGCUUGUUGUAAAGAGCCUUGUCAAAUCGAGCUGGGAGAGCAGAGACCAAACGACCAUUAUUCCUCAAGGUGUGCCCUACAUGGUGAAGCUGCUACGGUAUUAUGUCAGUGAGGAUGCUGUGUACCUGCAUCUGGAGCAUGUCAAGGGUGGGAGGCUUUUCUCCAAGUUGCACAAACUUAGAAGUGAGAAAGCCAGGGAACACCUGGACCCAUGCUUCACCUCUGGGCAGCACAAUGUCAAGCUGAAGACAAGCCACACCUCACCUGCAAUCAGCAGAGACUACCAGCACAACAGCAGAAGCACAGCAGCGAUUCCACACAAACUGACCGACGAGAGUCCAGAUACAGACUUCCCAAACUCAUGGGACGAGACUCAGCAACGACUGGAAAGCUGUGGGACUCACUCCUACAUAGAGGAGACAGGUUGUCUCCAGAACACCCGAUCGGCCGCAUCAUUUUACACCAAGCUGGAUCAGCUGACGCUGCUCUCCGGCCUCACGAGGACACAAGUCAACACCCACAUCCAUCCACCAGCCCCUAGUUUGUGUUUGCAUUCCAACAAAGCUCAGGAAAAGCCAGCUCUUCCUCUCUCUUGUACCCGUGUCAGCCAAACUCUUGAUGUCAUGUCAGAACUCCAUAAAAAGAAGGCCGGGAUAGGACUCAUAGAGUGCAGUACGGACUUCGAGGCAGCCUGGAAAGCUUCAGACCCAGCGCACAGCUAUAACAAAACCAACCUCUAUGCAGUGACUGGCAAUAAUUUGCAAAGAGCAACAUCUCAGACAAAUCAGAUCUCGUUUAAAAGAACAGAACCUCCUAAAAGUCAGAAAGACGCUUUGAGUUCCUCUCCUGCCAUUCUGCAUCUCCCUCUCCAUUGCCAAACCCAAAUCCGUGGCAGAGCAUCAUGGGAAACUAAUGGCUCUCAUCAGGGAUCUUUUGUUGCUGAAAGUUCUGAAGAGAUAAAUGCAGAGUCGAAGGAAGAAAUCAGUCCCCUUGUAGAAGAAAGAAAUGGAAUGAUAGUCAUCAGGAGUACUGACAGAGCAGUAUUUUCUGACCAUGUGGACACAACCAUCCUCUCUGAAAGUUCAUGUGAUUUUUCUGCUGGAAGCGUUAAUACACAGGUGAAGUCAUCAGGAGUAUGUCAAAAAAGAGAAAAUUGUCCCAGAGGUGAAAAACAGGGUAUCGAAGUAGCGUGUGAAGUAGUGAGUCCUGGAGGAAAGAACCUAAAAGCAGAAUCAUAUGUAAGCUGGUUUUCUCCCGACCCACUGGGAGCCACAUCCCACAGUGACAGAAACAACAUCGAGAGACCAGAGAGGCACGAAGAAGACCAGAUCAUUGAGGUGGACGGCUGGUGUCACCUGAUGCGGAUUCCUGCCACAACCUCCAAGCCUGCAGAGAAGGCCCUGCAGAGCUACUGGGGGCUUCCAGAAGGAGAGGUGCGUGUGUGGGGGGCGCAGAUUGUGUUGGCCCUGGAGAGUCUGCACGAGCAAGGCAUCUUGUGUCGGGAUCUCAACCCGAGGAACAUUUUGCUCACCGGCAAUGGAAAGGUGUGUUUGACGUUUUUCAGCCAGUGGAGUGAGGUUCAGUCAGAGAUUAGCUCCAAAGCCAUGGAGCAGAUGUACUGUGCUCCAGAAAUCGGAGGAGUGUCAAGGAUUACAGAGGCUUGUGACUGGUGGAGUCUCGGGGCUUUGCUCUUUGAACUUCUAACAGGAAUGCCCCUCUGGCAGCUCCAUCCAGCGGGAAUCCAUUCCCACACCCAGCUGCUCAUCCCCGACCACCUAAGUGCUGCAGCUGCAUCCCUGCUCACUGAGCUGCUUCAGUUCGACGCAGGUUAUCGCUUGGGUUCUGGAGGUGGAGGAGUAAGCGACAUCAAAUGCCACCCCUUCUUCAGCGGUGUCUCCUGGAAAGCUCUGUCCUGCUAGCAGACCUCCCAUCAUUUGUGCCAUUCUGGACUUUAAAAAAAUCAAAAACAGAUCUGCUGGAUUAAAGCAUCCCGCAAUGUUACAGGAGCUUCCCAAAGAAAAGGUUCAACAAAGCUUGGGGAUACCCAGUGCCUUGCAAAAGUAUUCAUACCACUUGACUUUGAUCACAUUACAAACAUUAUUGCACUGGAAUUUUAUGUGGCCGAGUGACACAAACUAGCCCAGUUUCCAAAAUAUAUAUAUAUAUUAAAUGAUUUUUAUCUUUGAAUAUAUAUAACUGCAGUAAUGGUAAAGUUUCUUUUUUUCACUUCUCUCCCUGAAGUGAAUAAUUAUAACCAUCUUUAUUCUAUAAGCAUGGAAAAUAGGCUUUGAUCAAAACCUGGAGUACCUGGGUCCAGACUUAGAAGAGCUACUAUCAGGAAACUUUUCACACCAUUAACUUUUCCAAAAAAAAACCAAAACAAAAAAAAAAGCCCUAAAUCAAAAUAUUUAAUUUCCU
This is a messenger RNA of Poeciliopsis prolifica (blackstripe livebearer), 3112 nucleotides long. RefSeq names its product ribosomal protein S6 kinase-like 1 (gene rps6kl1). NCBI's taxonomy places the organism in Eukaryota, Metazoa, Chordata, Actinopteri, Cyprinodontiformes, Poeciliidae. Gene Ontology annotation, biological process: protein phosphorylation. Bases 307 to 2613 code for a protein of 768 amino acids. The transcript has 12 exons. The record is from RefSeq and is a predicted model, not a curated record. Gene Ontology annotation, molecular function: protein kinase activity; ATP binding.